UCAAAUUUAUAUUCACUCUAAGCUGUGAACCAAAUCAUUUUAUUAACUAUACGUAGUUCGUAGAGCAUUAUAUUAUUCAUCGCUCCGCUCAGAAUCUAUAAAUAAUAUACAAGUUAUGAUAACAUUUCCAAGUAGAUACUAAGUAGUUACAAUUUAUACCUAUUAAUGAGUUAAGAGAAAAAACAAAUAUCAACAAUAAUGCUUAAAUUCCUUGAAGAUUGUUAAAAUACAGAGCAUCGAAUUAAAUUUAUUUUGUUUCCGUGGAAUCUUGUUGUCAUGUGAAAGUGUAUUUCUUAUAAUAAAUUUUAUCUAAUAAAAUAAAUUUAGGUAAUACUGUACUCUAUAAUUUUCAUUAGUCUAUUAUAGUAAACCUAUCUACAUAGAAAUAUAUACCUCAUAAAUAAUAUACUAAGCAAUUAUAGCUUAUAUAUUUAAAUUUCCGUAAUUAUAUUAUAAAAGUUAUAAAACAUAAAAAAUGAGUAUUGUUGAUGAGGAAAGUAAAACCGAUAAAUUGAAAAUUGAACUGUUAGAGCUCCAGGAGAAUGUUAAUUUGAAAAUGACUCAACAAUUGUUCUUGCGCGACAUUAUGGAAGUAAAUUACCAUCGAAUGACGGAAAAAUGUGAUGUGUAUGAGAAGGAAUUAGAAAAGAUUCGCUCGGAAAAUACACGUUACAAGUUCGCAGAACAAUGUUUGAAAAAUAAAGUUAUAGAAUUAACCGGUUGCGAGUUCGCAAAAAGUUCAACCGGCUCCGACAAAGACGAUGCUGAAACAUCUUUACAAUUGGAAGUGUGUAGUAACAAACUGCUGGCAGAAUUGAAGAGGUACAGGGACCAGGCCGAGGUGGCGUCCAGAGACUUGGUGGGUGCCAAAGACCAGCUGACCAAAGCGUCGGAGAUGGAAGAACAUCUGAAGCGGUGCGCGGCCAGCUUGACGGUGCUCGCCGAAGCGGACCAGACGAAGCGGGACCGCGAGGAAAUGGAGUUGCGGACGAUGGCCAAACGGCUGUCGGCCGAGCUGGGUGACGCGCAGUGCGACUUGGGUCGAAUGCGGACGGUCGUGGAAGAUAUGUCGGACGUGGUAACGGGAAACAAGCCGGCGCCGAUCACGUGCAGUGGCGAAGGGCUGCGCGAGGAAAAAUACCGGUUGCAAGCCGAACUGGAAGCCAACUUGGCGGAAGAGGCCGCGCUGCACGCCAGGGUCGCCAAGCUGGAGACGGCGCUGCGGCAAUGUCACUUGCGUGUGGACGCGAAGUCCCGGGACAGGCAGUGCGCCGGCGGUGGAGUGUUGCGGGACCGACCCACCACGUCCCUGUCACAGCGACGCCCGCAGCCUCGGGACAACGAUAACAAGACGGUCACCUUGCCGGUCUCCGAACCAGACUACUACGAAACGUUACCACUGCCGCCGCAUUUAAUAAAAAUAAUGAAAAAAUACGGAAAUCCGAGUAGUCGCCAAUACUAUGAACUUGAAGGGACCACCUGUUCGCCGACCGCGGCGGUGCACUUUUUACAGGAGGAAAGACCGACGGACGAUUGA
This is a messenger RNA of Rhopalosiphum padi (bird cherry-oat aphid), 1537 nucleotides long. RefSeq lists its product as uncharacterized. NCBI's taxonomy places the organism in Eukaryota, Metazoa, Arthropoda, Insecta, Hemiptera, Aphididae. The record is from RefSeq and is a predicted model, not a curated record. The transcript is spliced from 2 exons. The coding region runs from base 476 to 1537 and encodes 353 amino acids.